This is a messenger RNA of Vombatus ursinus (common wombat), 3007 nucleotides long. RefSeq names its product coiled-coil domain containing 47 (gene CCDC47). Gene Ontology annotation, molecular function: calcium ion binding. Gene Ontology annotation, biological process: endoplasmic reticulum calcium ion homeostasis. The record is from RefSeq and is a predicted model, not a curated record. The transcript has 13 exons. The coding region runs from base 179 to 1627 and encodes 482 amino acids. Gene Ontology annotation, cellular component: endoplasmic reticulum. NCBI's taxonomy places the organism in Eukaryota, Metazoa, Chordata, Mammalia, Diprotodontia, Vombatidae.
CGACCGGCAGAGACGGCGUGCCAGGGCCUGCCCCCGCGCAUUAGCUCUUGGGGGGCUCUGGGCGGAGGAGUGGCUGUUCACUUGGCUGUGGAGGAGACCGCAGGAGAGGUCGCCGGGACGAGGUUGUAGCGACGGUGGCAGGUGCACCUGUCCUCCUUUAGCUUUCAGUGCAGUCACGAUGAGAAUUAUCUGCUUACUCUGUGUGUGUCUUUUGAUGCUGGGGGAUUUCUUGGAAGCCAAGUUUGAUGAUUUUGAGGAUGGAGAUGACGUGGUAGAGUAUGAUGAUAAUGACUUUGCUGAAUUUGAGGAUGUAAUGGAAGAUGUUGUCACAGAGCCCCCUCAGCGAGUUAUCACCACUGAGGAAGAUGAAGAGGAAGCCACCGUGGAGCUGGAAGGGCCAGAUGACAACCCAGAGGAUUUUGAAGAUGCAGAUCCCCAGGAGGGGGAUACUGAAAAUGAACCAUAUGAUGAUGAAGAGUUUGAAGGCUUUGAAGAAAAACCAGAUAUGUCUUCCAGCAAAAGCAAAGACCCUAUAACAAUUGUUGAUGUCCCUGCCCACCUUCAAAAUAGCUGGGAAAGUUAUUAUAUGGAGAUUUUGAUGGUAACAGGUCUGCUUGCCUACAUCAUGAAUUAUAUUAUUGGAAAGAAUAAAAACAAUCGUCUGGCUCAGGCCUGGUUCAACACCCACAGAGAGCUUCUGGAAAGCAACUUUAGCCUCGUUGGGGAUGAUGGAACCAGCAAGGAAGCUACAAGCACAGGGAAGUUAAACCAGGAGAAUGAGCACAUCUAUAACCUGUGGUGUUCAGGCCGAGUGUGCUGUGAGGGCAUGCUUAUACAGCUGAAGUUUCUCAAGAGACAAGAUCUCCUGAAUGUCCUGGCUCGAAUGAUGAGGCCAACCUGUGAUCAAGUGCAAAUAAAAGUAACAAUGAAUGAUGAAGAUAUGGAUACGUAUGUUUUUGCUGUUGGCACACGAAGAGCCUUGGUACGACUACAGAAGGAGAUGCAGGACCUGUGUGAAUUUUGUAGUGACAAGCCCAAGUCUGGAACAAAGUAUGGACUUCCAGACUCCUUGGCCAUCUUGUCAGAAAUGGGAGAAGUCACAGAGGGAAUGAUGGAUACAAAGAUGGUACACUUUCUCACACACUAUGCUGACAAGAUUGAAUCAGUCCAUUUUUCAGACCAGUUCUCCGGUCCAAAAGUCAUGCAAGAGGAAGGUCAGCCUUUAAAGCUGCCCGACACCAAGAGGACGCUAUUGUUUACAUUUAAUGUACCUGGCUUAGGUAACACUUCCCCAAAGGAUAUGGAGGCUUUGCUGCCCCUGAUGAACAUGGUGAUUUACUCUAUUGAUAAAGCUAAAAAGUUCCGGCUUAACCGAGAAGGCAGACAAAAAGCUGAUAAGAACCGGGCCCGAGUAGAAGAGAAUUUCCUGAAGCUGACGCAUGUGCAGAGGCAGGAAGCUGCACAAUCUCGCCGGGAGGAGAAAAAGAGGGCUGAAAAAGAACGGAUCAUGAAUGAGGAAGAUCCUGAGAAACAGCGCAGACUAGAGGAAGCUGCCUUGAGACGUGAACAGAAGAAGUUAGAGAAGAAACAACUGAAAAUGAAGCAAAUCAAAGUGAAAUCCAUGUAAAUCGAAGGAGCUGGCUGAUUCCACUUAUAAGCUCUGAAUUCCCGGGGUACAAAAAAAGUCCAUUUCUCAUCUUUAAUUUCAAACACUCACCACUUUGGGAAAUCCUCUUUGUAUCAUCAGCACUUUUUCUUGGUUUAGAGUUUUACAAAGUAUGUAUAUGAGUUUGAAGGACUCUGUUUCAAUAAUUUUUUUUCCAGGUAAUCAAAUUGCUUUGACUAUUUUUAAAAGAAAUGAUAGUUCAUAUCUCUGUGGUUUUUUUUUUUAUUUUAAAUUGUAAAAUGAAUCAUCAGUGCUAGUCACAUUUCAGUGCUUCUUGUUUUUAAGAUAUUUGAUGUCUAUAAGCAAAAUCUUUGUUGCUUACGGGCAAUUGAAAUGGCUAGAGAAAACUCUAAAACCAGGAUUUCCCAAAUGACUAUUGAAAUUGCACAAUAAACAUUGCUUGGUGUCACUUUCUGUGUCUCCAUUAAGCUUGUUAAGGAGUACAAUUUAGAGCACUACAAAUAUGAUUUGAAUUUUCAGGAACGCAGAAUUAAUGUAAUUUCUGAUUUGUAGGUGGGAGGUGCUGAUGACAGUAUUAUGAAAUAUCAUGCUGUCUAUGAUCAUUUUUUAGGAUACUUGUAUGAUAAAAAGUUCUUGGUAGUUGAAAUAUCAGGGAAAGGUAUUACAGGAGCAGUUUUCCUUCUUACCUGGUGCCACGAGCUCAUCAAAAAGUGAAUGCUGUAUUUUAAAUGAUUGUGUGUACUUUUUCUUGAACAACAAAACAUGAUAAACGGACAGCUUCACCUCAGGCAGUUCAGUGGGCUCUCAAAUUCUGUGAAGUUAAUUCUUAAAAUGUUUUCUUUCUUGGUUGCUGCUGCCUGUCAAAUGUUUACUGAGGAUCUCUUCUAGAAGGUGGCUAUGCACCUUUGAUUUUCUUUCUGCUGUCGCCCUUCUCCUACUUGAAGUCAGGCAGAUCCUUUGGGUGGAGAGGAGUAUCUCUAAGCAAUCGAGAGUUGUGGCUGCUUCCCAAGGAAGCAGCUUUUAAGGGCGAGACCUGUCUGCACGAGUACUUUGCUUGGUCAGAUCUCUGCAUUUUAUAAAUGCUUCCUUCUAAGAAAGCAUUUUUUAGUAACUGCUUGUACUGGGUAUUUUGUGUUGGGAUGGGGAAGGGUUGGGUUUUUUCUUGGGGAGGGGGAGGGAUUUUGUUGAUGCUUUCUGUGCAGAUCUGUUCUGAGGCAAUAAUAAUGAAUUGCUGUGGAAACAGCAUAUGCUGAAGACGCCUUUGUUACUGCAUGUAAACUUUUCACUGAAUUUUUAUCUUGGAGAAUGCCAAAUCCUGUAAUUUGGAGAUGUGAAUGUAACUUUUAACAAUUCAUAAAAUUAAAUUAUUAAAGUAACAUA